Papaver somniferum (opium poppy) is the source of this 1444-nucleotide messenger RNA. RefSeq names its product actin-100-like. The coding region runs from base 227 to 1360 and encodes 377 amino acids. Lineage: Eukaryota; Viridiplantae; Streptophyta; Magnoliopsida; Ranunculales; Papaveraceae. The transcript is spliced from 3 exons. The record is from RefSeq and is a predicted model, not a curated record.
UUGAUACUUUUCACACAUGGAUAAUAUAAAUGUACGUAUGCACCUUUUAGCCUCUUAGAAGCAUAUAGAGAUAUGCUGUUAAAGGGUAGUCUGAGUGUCUAAGCAACCGAAAGGGAGUAAUUCUAAGAUUCAUCCUGAAGCUACAUUCUCUAUUUUCUUAAGUUCUUUAAACCUUCAGCUAGUAUCACAAUUCCUUCAUUUCACAUUUUCUUGUAAGGGUCUUAAUAUGGAUUUCUAUGACGAAAAUCGGGCAAUUAUCUGUGAUAACGGGUCUGGUUUAGUUAAGGCUGGUUUUGCUGGAGAUGAUGCACCAACUGUAGUUAUACCUAGCAUACUAGGACGCCCGAAAAACAUACACGCAAUGAUUGGCGUUGGACAGAAGGACACGUACAUUGGAGAUGAAGCGCAAGCAAGGCGGGGUAUUCUUCAGUUAAGUUACCCUGUUGAGCAUGGGAUUGUGAGAGACUGGUCGGCCAUGGAGAAACUAUGGGAGCACACGUUCGAUAAAGAACUCAGGGUUCUUGUUGACCAACACCCUGUACUCCUUACAGAAGCACCAUUGAAUCCCAAAACUAAUCGAGAGAAAAUGAUGGAGAUCAUGUUUGAAGCGUUUGAAGUUCCGGCCACCUAUAUUGCAAUACAGGCCGUGCUUUCCCUGUACGCCAGUGGCCGAACCACAGGUAUUGUGAUGGACUCUGGAGAAGGUGUGUCACAUGUUGUCCCAAUUUAUGAAGGAUAUGCCCUUCCACAUGCUAUCGAACGACUCGACUUAGCAGGGAAGCACCUAACAGACAGCCUUACUAAGAUCCUAACAGAAGAUGGUCAUAUGUUCACCACAGCAGCAGAGAAGGAGAUUGUUCGCGACAUAAAGCAGCGACUAACCUAUGUUGCACUCGACUACGACAACGAACUGGAAGAAUCAAAGCAAAACUCAGAACUAGAACAGAUGUACGAGUUACCAGACGGGCAGAUCAUAACAGUAGGAGCAGGAAGAUUUCGGUGUCCCGAAGUCAUGUUUGAUCCUAGCAAGAUAGGGAUGGAAUCUGGUGGAAUUCAUGAAAUUGUUUACAAAUCGAUUAAUAAAUGCGAUAUGGAUAUCAGAAGAGAUAUGUAUGCAAAUGUGGUACUCAGUGGAGGAAACACUUUGAUACCUGGGUUGGCUGAACGAUUGGCGAAAGAACUAUGUACCUUAUCACCAUCUGCAGUUAGAGUGAGAGUGGUUGCUCCUCCUGAUAGAAAGUACAGCGUAUGGAUCGGAGGCUCUAUCUUGGCUUCACUUAGCUCUUUUGAACAGAUGUGGAUUACCAAAGACGAGUAUCUGGAGUCUGGUUCUUCUAUUGUUCAUAUGAAGUGUUUCUGACAACCUGUGUAACAUAAACUGAACAAAAUGUUGUAAAGUAACCAAAAAAUUCAAAUGUAACGAUGAGAAGCCAAGAUUUUAGAA